AUGGGUGACGAACAAGUAUGUAUGGUACGAAAACCUGGAACCACUACUACCAUGAAGAGUAUGAUUUUUUAUGGAGAGAGUAAUAUGAAAUUCCUAGAGACAAUUGGAUGGGGCCCUGAUGAUGGCAAGCAGGUGCUUCUAGAUGAAGCUAGCAACGUUUUACGCAGCAAACUACCCCUUAAAUAUCUGAUGGGGUUUGCCGAAGAUUAUUCUAAAGGUAUUUUGAAUAUCAAACAGGAGAUUAUACUCAUCAUAGAUUGCUUAUUCAAGAACUCAUAUAUUGGGAAAGCGGACGCCGAUGUGGAGAUUAACAAAAUUAAGUGGAAGAUAAGACAUGUGAGAUAA
Messenger RNA from Phaedon cochleariae (mustard beetle), 345 nucleotides. NCBI's taxonomy places the organism in Eukaryota, Metazoa, Arthropoda, Insecta, Coleoptera, Chrysomelidae. The record is from the annotation of a GenBank genome assembly.